CCCCGGCCGGGGGGUCACGUAGCGCCCAAGGGGCCCCCACAGGCCUAAGCAGGCCAAGCCAGCCUGGGCCCAGAGGGGCUGCCUCGCUGCCGAGGCACUCGGCCGGUGUAUUCCCCGGUGGCACCACUGUCUUGGUGGAGCUCACACCUGACAUUCACAUCUGUGGCAUCUGCAAACAGCAGUUCAACAACCUCGAUGCCUUCGUUGGGCACAAGCAAAGCGGUUGCCAGCUCACUAGUGCGACAGCCGGGGCCACAAGCACGGUCCAGUUUGUGUCGGAAGAAACGGUGCCAUCAACACAGACACAGACCACAACCAGGACCAUCGCUUCGGAGACCCAAACCAUCACAGUUUCUGCACCAGAGUUUGUUUUUGAGCAUGGCUAUCAAACCUACCUGCCCAGUGAGAGCAGUGAGCCUCCAACUGCUGCUAUCGUCUCUACACCACCAAAAGCACGAUCAAGAAAAUCCACUUCCUCACUUACACAGAAGAAACUAAACUGCUGCUAUCCAGGUUGCCAGUUCAAGACUUCCUAUGGUAUGAAGGAUAUGGAACGUCAUCUACGAACACACACAGGAGACAAGCCCCAUAAAUGUGAAGUUUGUAACAAGUGUUUUAGUCGUAAAGAUAAGCUGAAGAUGCACAUGCGUUCUCAUACUGGGGUGAAGCCUUACAAAUGUAAACACUGUGACUAUGCAGCCGCCGACAGCAGCAGCCUCAACAAGCACCAGCGCAUUCACUCGAAUGAGCGUCCUUUUAAAUGCCAGAUCUGUCCUUACGCAAGCCGCAACUCUAGCCAGCUAACUGUACAUCUCAGAUCCCACACAGGAGAUGCUCCUUUCCAGUGUCAGAUGUGUCCUGCUAAAUUUAAAAUCAACUCAGACUUGAAGAGGCACAUGCGUGUGCAUUCUGGAGAGAAACCUUACAAGUGUGAGUUCUGCGAGGUCCGGUGUGCCAUGAAAGGAAACUUGAAAUCGCACAUUCGUAUCAAGCACAGCAUGGAAAAUACUCUCAAGUGUCCAGAGUGUGAAUUUCAGUGUGGAAACAAAACGAGCCUUCGGCACCACAUAAGAACUCAUCAGCCUGAACAACCAGUGAAGUGCUCAGAGUGCAACUACUCUUGCUCCAACAAGGCAGCUCUGAAAGUGCACGAGCGAAUUCACUGCAAAGAUCGUCCUUUCAAAUGUGAAUUCUGCAGCUUUGAUACCAAGCAGCGGAGCAACCUGACAACUCAUGUGAGGAAAGCUCAUGGUGACAAAGUCAAGACCAAGAAGCAAACUGUGGAGAAGAAGGACGGAGAUAGGCCAAAGCAAGGUGGAUCCAGGCAAGUUGCCAAAUUGGAUGCCAAGAAAGCAUUUAAGUGUGACCUCUGCGAUGCUUCCUUUGUCCGAGAAGAUUCUCUUCGGAGUCAUAAGAAGCAGCACAGUAUGUAUAAUGGACCUAAAAAUAAUGAACUAGCUGUUCUACAGCUCCAGAUGGAUCCUAGUCGACAGACCAGCGCCCCAAUUACUGUAAGUCAUCUCCAGGUUCCACUUCAGGCCGCUCAGGUUUCUCCAUACAGCGAGGGAAGGGUUAAGAUCAUUGUGGGACACCAGGUCCCUCAGACUAACAGUAUCGUUCAGGCUGCAUCAGUGAAUGUUGUGCCUCCUACAUUAGUUGGCCAGACUCAGGAAGACCUCUCAGCCAACAGCCGCUUGCAGCUUUUGGGCCAAGUCAGUUUGUUGGCACCACCUCCACCUCCUAUAUCUCAAAGUGAAGCUGGGCCUGUGGCACAACCAGCAGUUCUUCUCACAGCCCAUGACCAAAGCGAUGGAAGUGCUUUACAUCAAACUCUGAUUCCUGCAGAGGCUUCAGCAAACCAAGCUUUCAUCACCAGCUCUGGAAUCAGCUGCUCUGACUUAGAAGGCCUUAAUGCUUUGAUACAAGAAGGAGCAACAGAAGUGACUGUGGUUAGCGAUGGAGGUCAGAGUAUAACAGUGUCCACUUCAGCUCCCCCUCCUCCUAUCUUUUCUUCAUCCUCUCACACAGAAGCCCCAAAGCAGACCUAUUCUAUCAUUCAGAGUGGAGCCCAUACAGCUUUGCUGUGUCCAGCAGACUCCAUACCAGAUUAG
Molecule: messenger RNA, 2111 nt
Organism: Nestor notabilis (Kea)
Lineage: Eukaryota; Metazoa; Chordata; Aves; Psittaciformes; Psittacidae
Product: zinc finger protein 64 homolog, isoforms 1 and 2-like
Biological process (GO): regulation of gene expression
Cellular component (GO): nucleus
Source: RefSeq, a predicted model, not a curated record